Verticillium nonalfalfae is the source of this 450-nucleotide messenger RNA. RefSeq lists its product as uncharacterized. Lineage: Eukaryota; Fungi; Ascomycota; Sordariomycetes; Glomerellales; Plectosphaerellaceae. Gene Ontology annotation, cellular component: membrane. The record is from RefSeq and is a predicted model, not a curated record. The coding region runs from base 1 to 450 and encodes 149 amino acids. Gene Ontology annotation, biological process: transmembrane transport; carbohydrate transport. Gene Ontology annotation, molecular function: carbohydrate:proton symporter activity. The transcript has a single exon.
AUGCUUGCUGUUUUCAGCGCGCAGACGCUCUGCGCGGGGCUCUACAACGAGCACGGCAUCAAGUCAGCAGGCUACGGCGUCCUGGCCAUGUUGUUCUUAUUCUAUAUCUUCUUCAACUUUGCCUUCAAUGCUCUGCUGUACUCGUACCCGGUCGAGGUUCUGCCUCGUCCUAUCAGGGCUAAGGGCUUUUCGGUCCUCAUGUUCUCUAACAGAGGGUCAAGUUUCGUCAACGGAUUCGUCAAUCCUAUUGGGCUGCAGGCCCUGGGAUGGAAGUAUUACAUCGUGUACGUUGUGUGGCUGGUCGUGGAGCUGGCAUGCGUGUACCCUUUCUUCCCCGAGACGUCUGGGUGCAGUCUCGAGGCCAUUGCUGAGGUAUUCGAUGGGCCCCUUCUCGUCGAUGCGGAGAAGACGCGGUACGACAACGGCCUGCAGGAUAUCAAGAAGGACUAG